AAACCGGAGCCGGAAGUACUGGGGGACACGCGGGUCCCCAGCAUGGCGGCCGCCUGGCCCUUUGGGCCGGUUGUUCCGGAGGUCGUGGCCGCCCAGCUCAUGGGUCUCCUGUGGUUCGUGUCAGCCACCACGGGACCGUGGGGAGCUGCCGCUACCGCCGCCAUCGGGGGCGAGGAGACGCUUAAAUGCGAGGACCUCAAAGUGGGACAAUAUAUUUGUAAAGAUCCAAAAAUAAAUGAUGCUACCCAAGAACCAGUUAACUGUACAAACUACACAGCUCAUGUUCUGUGUUUUCCAGCACCCAACAUAACUUGCAAGGAUUAUGGUGGUAAUGAAAUACAUUUUACUGGAAAUGAAGUUGGUUUUCUCAAGCCCAUAUCCUGCCGAAAUGUAAAUGGCUAUUCAUACAAAGUAGCAGUUGCACUCUCUCUUUUUCUUGGAUGGUUGGGAGCAGAUCGAUUUUACCUGGGAUACCCUGCCUUGGGUUUGUUAAAGUUUUGCACUGUAGGGUUUUGUGGAAUUGGGAGCCUAAUUGACUUCAUUCUUAUUUCAAUGCAGAUUGUUGGACCUUCAGAUGGAAGUAAUUAUAUUAUAGAUUAUUAUGGAACCAGACUUACAAGACUCAGUAUUACUAAUGAGACCUUUAGAAAAACACAGUUAUAUCCAUAAAUAUUUUUAAAAGAAACAGAUUUGGACAUCUUUGAGUUAAAUAGAGAACUCUCAGUAUGUGGAAUUCCAGAUUUUCCUUUAUCCUUCUUCACAUACCACUUGUGGAUUCUGUAUAAUUUUUUGUUGUGUUGAUAUUUUUUGUGUUUUAGUUAAAAGUGUAUUAUUUGAGAUUUAUUUAACAUGACUUUCUUGGAGAGCUGUUUGAUAAUAGAGUCUUUCUUAGUCUACUGUCUCUGUGAGACAGAUAGGUUAUUACCCUGAUAGUCUUUAACGUCUUUUCCAAAGGCAAGUGGCCACUUGUCAUUUUUGCAUCUAAAAAAAUAAAAAGUAUGACUUAUCCACA
Messenger RNA from Talpa occidentalis (Iberian mole), 1012 nucleotides. RefSeq names its product TM2 domain containing 1 (gene TM2D1). Gene Ontology annotation, biological process: apoptotic signaling pathway. The record is from RefSeq and is a predicted model, not a curated record. The transcript has 7 exons. NCBI's taxonomy places the organism in Eukaryota, Metazoa, Chordata, Mammalia, Eulipotyphla, Talpidae. Gene Ontology annotation, molecular function: amyloid-beta binding; G protein-coupled receptor activity. The coding region runs from base 43 to 669 and encodes 208 amino acids.